UCUGGCACAGGAGAGGGCGGAGGUUGGGACGUGGGAGGGGUGGACGGAGGUGAUAGUGCCGAGUUUAGCACUUUGCAACCUGAUCUUCACGGAGGCAGGGCUCUGCGGUGCCGAAUCCUCUGUAUGGAGACCGGAUGGAGUCACCCUAGACGGUAUGAUAGAGGCAGAAGGUGGGCCAUCCUCCUCCUCCUCAUCAGUCAGCCGGCAGCGGCAGCAGCAGCAGCAGCUCGUGAGGAGGAGACGUGCGCCUGGAGCUGAUUGCGGUCUGCGUCAAAGUCCCGUCCCUUCAGGAGAUGCUGCCCUCUGAGCCUCUUAAAGGACUUUCCGGGAUUGUUGUUGCUGUUCCUGCAGGGGUUCAUGGUAACGUGGCCGGGUAAAAACCCAUCCGGACAGUGAUGGACUCUUCCUGCGUCUCAGCAUCUGCAUUGUGAGGAGGAGCGCACUGUGGGAGUGGAGGGAGGAAAAUGGCCUUUAUUUUUCUGUAAAAACAGACAAAAGCAUAACGCUGGAUCGUAGUUCUUCCUUUUAUUUCCAUCCAAACAUGAGUUCGCUGUUUUACUCCGACUCUGUGCCCGGCCCGGUGUGCAGCGUCCCUGCGGGGUCGGGCGCGGUGACCAGCGCCCUGCGUAACGACCUGGGCUCCAACAUCCACGUCCUGAAAACCCUCAACCUGCGCUUCCGCUGCUUCCUCGCCAAAGUCCACGAGCUGGAGAGGAGGAACAAGCUGCUGGAGAGCCAGCUGCAGCAAGCCCUGCAGCGGCCGCACUACCGCCACUCGUUCACCCGCGAGGUGGCCGUGCAGACGGACGGUCCCGAGUCCAGACUGCCCGGCACCAUCUGGAGCUUCACCCACAUCCGGAGGCAAGGCGAGCGCUACGAGACCCUGCAGGGGCCCGGGGUCACGUGGACGCAUCCAGAUGGAGUUGGGGUUCAGAUUGACACCAUCACCCCUGAAGUGAGGGCUCUCUACAACGUGCUGGCUAAAGUCAAGAGGGAGAGGGACGACUACAAGAAAAAAUGGGAGGAGGAGCUGUCCAAGCGCGAGCAGCUGGAAUCCAUGAUCAAAUCCCUGCAGCAGACCGCUCGGGAGUCAUCAGAGAUCCAGGAGGAGCUGAGCGAGAAGGUGGAUCGCUUGAAAGCAGAACUCGUGGUCUUCAAAAGCCUGAUGAGUGACCAAAUGUCUGACCUAGACUCCAAGAUCCAGGAAAAAGCCAGACGAGUGGACAUGGAUAUAUGCAGGCGCAUCGACAUCACGGCCAAACUGUGUGAUGUCGCCCAGCAACGCAACUCAGAGGACAUGUCCAAAAUGUUCAGUCCUGCCAGAUCGCUCCCAGAUAAGGGCGCCAUGGCGUGCUGCAGGAGAAAGGAGCGAAAGGUGAUUUCCGACGAGGAGAAUUCGGAGAUGGACGCGGAGCAGAGCACGUCGGAGGAGGAGGUUCCCGGAUCGCUCAACAUCACAGACGAGAUGAAGCGCAUGCUCAGCCAGCUACAUUGUUCAGAUAACUCCUUUGUUGCCAGGCGCGAGACGUUUGAAAUCGACGACGACUGCGACAGCCUGACGUGGGAGGAAAACGAGGAAACUCUGCUGCUGUGGGAGGACUUCACAAACUACAACAUGCCGUCCACCAUCACCGUGACGACCUGCACACCUGCCUGUGAGGGCAGCAACGAAGCAGCCGAUCCCGACUCUCAGGAUGGAAGUCUUGGCAGCCUCAUCGAUGAAACAGAGUCACUAUUUAAGACCAGAGAGCAGGAGUACCAGCAGACCAUCGGCCAGAUAGAGAUGGAGCUGGCCACUGCGAAGAGCGACAUGAACCGUCACCUGCACGAGUACAUGGAGAUGUGCAGCAUGAAGAGAGGGCUGGACGUGCAGAUGGAGACGUGUCGGCGGAUGAUUAAAGGCGGCAGGAACUCUCCUUCUUUCAGCUCCGCGGCCAGCAGUGACUCAGGGAACACAGACGAGAUCCAGGACGAGAUCUCAGACAAGGACGCGGAGGCCGAAGUCCCUGUUAGUUGAUGGUCGGCCCGGUUCGUUCGUUCGUUCGCCGCUCUGUUGGUCACGGGGAUUCAAACGCGGAUGGAGCUGAAGCUGAUUUUGGGUGGAACAACCCAAAUGUGGGAGAGUAAUGUUGGGGUUCAGGCCCAGAAAUGGUGCUUUUAUACUUCUUUGGUUAUUUAGAAAGUUGUGUUUUGUAGGAACGGGGCGUUGACUUUGCUUUAUGUGAGAAACAAGUGAGUUUAAACCCAAACUGUGCUCUUUUCCUCUGUGUUGCCUCACUAAAUCCUUAUCCAGGAUUUCACCUCUAAAUAAAUAAACAUUUUAAACUGGUAGAUAAAAGGGUAAACCCAAUAAUUUCCUAAAAAAUUCAAAACCAUAUUGUGUUAGUCUACAUUUAAACCAACAAUGGAGUAUUGGGACCACCAUGAAAGAAAAAAAAAAGAAACGAUUCAACAAUUUACGAAAGUAAAAUCAUAUCAUUACAGAAAUAAAUUUAACAUUUUAUGAGAAUAAAGUUGCAAAUUUAUACUUAAAAAGUCAAAAUUUUACAA
Molecule: messenger RNA, 2550 nt
Organism: Oryzias melastigma (Indian medaka)
Lineage: Eukaryota; Metazoa; Chordata; Actinopteri; Beloniformes; Adrianichthyidae
Gene: iffo2b
Product: intermediate filament family orphan 2b
Exons: 8
Coding region: 542-2017 (491 amino acids)
Source: RefSeq, a predicted model, not a curated record